Messenger RNA from Drosophila melanogaster (fruit fly), 4032 nucleotides. RefSeq names its product mitf (gene Mitf). NCBI's taxonomy places the organism in Eukaryota, Metazoa, Arthropoda, Insecta, Diptera, Drosophilidae. Gene Ontology annotation, cellular component: nucleus. The coding region runs from base 164 to 2356 and encodes 730 amino acids. The record is from RefSeq and is marked reviewed. The transcript has 9 exons. Gene Ontology annotation, molecular function: protein dimerization activity.
AUACGUGUUAUGAAACUUUAGGUAUUCAUUAGUAGUUCCGAAUCUUUAACUGCUGAGGCGAAAUUAUGUGAACUUCAUAAUUAGUAAAAAAUAAAAAUUGUUCUAUGUAUAUUGUUAGUUGGGUAUAUAAAAUUUCCUAAGUAUAAAAAAUUUAAUCCUAAAUAUGACGGAAUCUGGAAUCGAUUUGGGCUUUGAUAUGGAGUUUGAUCUAAAUAUAAACUUGUUGAAUGAUAACGACAAUAUGGAUUUCUUACCAAAUGUUACUGAGAAUAUGGAGUUCUAUGAAUUGAAAUCAUCAUCACGCUGUAUACGGCAUAAUGAAAUACCGACAUUUAAAACUGCUACUCCCACUUCACGAACACAACUAAAACUGCAGCUACAACGUGAACAACAGCAACAAAUGAUGAUACAACAACAGACAUUAGACACUGCUAUGGACCCAAAAAUGCAUCUAUUGUUUGGCAGUGGGCAGGGGCUUAUGGAAUCGGAAUUCAUUGACAGCGGUAGUACCAGUGCUUGUGGCAGCGGGUCAUCCAGUUUAGAACAAAUGUCACAGUUAGUGCAAAUGGACAAUUUAAUUGAUUCGUCAAGUGGAGCCAAGCUUAAAGUUCCUCUUCAAAGUAUCGGAGUAGAUGUGCCACCCCAAGUGCUGCAGGUCAGUACAGUGCUUGAAAACCCUACAAGGUAUCACGUUAUCCAAAAGCAAAAGAAUCAAGUGAGGCAAUAUCUCAGCGAAUCCUUUAAGCCGUCUAUGUGGGGCAGUCAUACCAGCGAAAUAAAAUUAGCAAAUAAUUCUGCGUCAACGGGAAAUCUUCAAAAUUCAUCUUUACAGAAAGGUAUUUGCGAUCCAUUGGAGCGUACAAACCGAUUUGGAUGCGAUUCGGCUGUGAGUGCUAAAAGAAUUAUGCCUUCCGAUGACGCAAUGCCUAUUUCCCCAUUCGGUGGUAGUUUUGUACGAUGUGAUGACAUAAAUCCAAUUGAGCCAACUGUAUUACGACCUAAUAGUCAUGGUGCUGGGGAACCAGAAAAUGCACAUAGAACGGCCCAGUUGGGACUUAGUAAAGCUAAUUCAAGCCUAAGUUCAACGCGUUCUUCUUCAGGGAUUGUUAAUUCAAUUCGAAUUUCCAGUACAUCAAGCUCGUUACAGUCUACCUCAGCUCCUAUUUCGCCGAGCGUAAGUUCGGUUGCAACGAGUGUCUCUGAGCUACCAUCAUUCGACAGCGAUCCAGAUGACAUCUUCGAUGAUAUAUUACAAAAUGACUCUUUUAACUUUGAUAAAAACUUCAACUCUGAGCUUUCAAUUAAACAGGAACCUCAAAAUUUAACUGAUGCUGAAAUGAAUGCCCUAGCCAAGGACAGACAAAAGAAAGACAACCAUAAUAUGAUUGAGCGAAGGCGACGCUUUAAUAUAAAUGACAGAAUAAAAGAGCUUGGUACCCUUUUGCCAAAGGGCAGUGAUGCUUUUUACGAAGUAGUUCGAGACAUUCGUCCAAACAAGGGGACAAUCUUGAAGUCCUCUGUUGACUACAUUAAAUGCUUGAAACAUGAGGUGACUCGCUUAAGACAAAAUGAGUUACGUCAACGUCAAGUAGAGUUGCAAAAUCGAAAGCUCAUGUCUCGAAUAAAAGAAUUGGAAAUGCAGGCCAAGUCCCAUGGAAUUUUGUUAUCAGAAAACCACCUAACAUCACUAUCAGCGCCUACUCAACCUUAUCUUAAAAGUUUUAGCCUGUCUCCUACUGCUUCUCGGAGUCGUCGAUCACUUUUUGACCAACCUGUUGAAAAAAAAAUACAAGUUAUUGAUGGUGCCGAUGGAAAUAUGGGAAUGAAUCAGGUUGAUGAGUUUAUGGAAGAUUGCAAGUAUGCAGUACAAGGCGGCGAUCCGAUGUUGUCCUCGCAUAGUCACAUGCAAUCCGCGCCACAAUCACCGAGUUCAAAAACUUUGAAUAGUGGAAGUUUUGAACCAAAGAAUUUUUCGGAGGCUGAUGAAAGCCUUUUUAGAGGCAAAUCAAGUUUAGCAUCAGAUGACUGUUGCGGUAUAAAUUGCAGUACUUCGUGCUAUAUUCAACACCAAUUGACUUCGCGUGAGGGCCAUCCAAAUCAUUCUCACCACACGGGUAUACGAGAAAUUCAUAGUUUGUCUGAUUCGGCUCAAAACUCAGAGUUUAGUAGGCUUGAGCAUUGCGAUGAUCCACUUCUCUCAUCUUCCCAUAGGUCACUUGGCACCGUAGACGAAGAUCAACAUAAUUCAGUUGAUAUGUCUGCAGUCAUGGUACACGACUCCCUAUCCUCUUUGGUAGAUGACAACAAUAGCGAAACAAUGGUUCUUGCAUCUGACACAUUGGAUAUUGAGUUAUAAAUGAUAAAGUUGUUAAAAUUCGAUAUAAUUUCUUUGAGGAAUUAUGUUAAAUUCUACAAGGCUUAAAAGGUCCAUCCUUUUUAUAGUUUGUCAAACUCAGUGAACUUAAAAUAACAUGCUCUUUUAUAUGUAUAGACCGUAUUUUUUCAAUUCAUACUAUUGAUUCACUGAACAUGUCGUUUACAAAUGUAUUAUGAUAAAAGCGCCUUAACGCUAUUUAUGUAUAAACGGUAUAACCAAACACUAUAUUAAAUUUGUUACGUUAGUUUUAGUAAAUGGAAACUGUUAGACUGUGACGAAACAAAUAUAUGUGUCAACACUUACUUCCAAGAACUACAUAGACACAAACAAAAUAUACCGAUGAGAAAAAAAGAAUAUAAAGUUUGUAAGUUAUUGUGGAUUUUUUCAUAAGAUUUGUGAUUUGAUAAAAAAAACACGAAAUAAGAAUGGUCUAAUAUUAUAUAUACCUUUAAUCUAAAUCAUCAGGUAUAAUUUCAGAGCGCCUUCCUUUUCAAAUAAGGAGUUGUGAUAAUUGUGUAUAUUAACAUUGACAAAUGUUUUAUGUAUAAAAUAAGUAAAAGAUUCCUAAAGUAUUGAAUAUAUUAAUUUUGUUCGGCUUAAUAUAUACUAUCACAAUUUUAAUAAAAUGGCUAGUGCUUAGUCACUUUUUAAACUUCUGCAGGGGGACUUAAGCAUUAAAAAUAUUAUUUAAUUUAAAGUAAUUGGCAAUUUAUAAAAUAAAAACGUAUAUCACUCUGGGCUGUCUACAUAAUGACAAAAGGCAACAGGAGAUUGUGCAAACCCAACUGAUAUAUAAACGCAUAGCAAAAAUGAUUCGUUAAAGUUGUCCGAUCUUCAUGAGUGCUACAGCAUUGAAAAUGUAGUCCAAAAACUAAUGUGAUAAUAUAAUAAGAACUUAAUAAAUGGGAGAAACAACUUUAAAUUAAAAAAAAAAAAAAAAAAAAAAAAAUGUGUCCGAAACAAUCGUGCAUGGGUGGAUUUUACAUAGUUUCGACGAAUCUAGCAUAGUUAUAGUACUCAGCGAGUAAUGGGUAUGUAUACUGUUAGUGCUUUGGUAUUAAGAAAAGCUGGGGAAAUAUUUUAAGAAAAAAUUAGAAGAAAUUAACUGGUGACAAAUAAUGUAUCUAGUUUGGGAUUAAAAAACACUUUCAACAUUUUUUAUUUGCUAAAGAAAUCAAUAAAUAUCUCAUGUUAAAUUAAUAAAUAUUUCGAUUCCAAGUAGAUAUAAAUCAAAAAGUGUCGUAAACGUAAUUUUCUUCCAUCACAAGGCUAAAUUAAAAAAAUAAAUAUUUUGCACCGCACUCAGCACCAAUGUAAGUAUACCCUUCUUUAUUACGAACAUCCAGUGUGAAUGGCAGCUGAUAUAAUAAGCGCGUGUCAAAAAAACUUACCUUUCAUCAAUGCAAUAAUGCUUCUGAAUAUUGCCAAACAAAAAUAUUUUGAGUUUUUAUAAUAUGAACAGACUUAGCACAUAACAGAUUUAACUAAUUAAACUUUUGAAAUUUCUGACUUUGUUGACCAGUGGCACAAAAGCUACACUCAACUAACUGCUUGGGUAUAUUUUAUCUGCACUUGUAGUGCUGAUUAUAACAUUUGUAUGUAUAUUUAAAUUCGCUGUAUAUACUACAUAUUUUACUUAAAUAAAAUUUUGACAC